This is a messenger RNA of Plasmodium vinckei vinckei, 729 nucleotides long. RefSeq names its product adenylate kinase, putative. The transcript has 2 exons. Gene Ontology annotation, biological process: nucleobase-containing compound metabolic process. Gene Ontology annotation, cellular component: cytoplasm; mitochondrion. Gene Ontology annotation, molecular function: AMP kinase activity; ATP binding. The coding region runs from base 1 to 729 and encodes 242 amino acids. The record is from RefSeq and is a predicted model, not a curated record. Lineage: Eukaryota; Apicomplexa; Aconoidasida; Haemosporida; Plasmodiidae.
AUGAAUGAAAGUCUAGAUAAGUUAUCCACACUUGAUCUGUUGAAUGAACUUAAACGAAGGUAUGCCUGUUUAAGUAAGCCUGAUGGACGAUACGUAUUUAUAGGUGCUCCUGGAUCUGGAAAGGGAACACAAUCAUUAAAUUUGAAGAACUCACAUUGCUAUUGUCAUUUAUCUACCGGUGAUUUACUAAGAGAAGCAGCAGAAAAAAAAAAUGAAUUAGGAAAUAAAAUUAGAAGUAUUAUAAAUGAAGGUAAAUUAGUUGAUAAUGAACUUGUGCUAUCAUUAGUUGAUGAUAAAUUAAAAUCACCUCAAUGCAAAAAAGGUUUUAUUUUAGAUGGAUAUCCACGAAAUGUACAACAAGCUGAAGAUUUAAAUAAAUUAUUAGAUAAAAAUAAACUAAAGUUAAAUGGUGUUUUCUAUUUUAAUGUACCUGAUGAAGUAUUAGUAGAAAGAAUAUGUGGUAGAUUGAUACAUAAGCCCUCUGGUAGAAUAUAUCAUAAAACUCUAAACCCUCCAAAAACCCCAUUUAGAGACGAUAUAACUAAUGAGCCACUAACUCAAAGAGAUGAUGACAAUGAAGCAGUUUUAAAAAAACGAUUAGGUGUUUUUAAAAAUGAAACGACACCAUUAAUAAAUUAUUAUAAAAAUAAAAAUUUAUUAAUUAAUUUGGAUGCUACAAAACCAGCAGCUGAUAUUGAAAAAAAUAUAUCUCAACACAUAAGUGGUUAA